AUGUCAGCACAAACGACCUUGCUGGCUAAUUUUUUGCAGGUGGGGAGUAUCAGAUCGACUUCUGCAAGCUCCAUUCUCAAGAAGAACAUCGGAGACGCCACUAUAAGCCUUGUUGCGUGGGUUUUGGUGGGAUACGCUCUCUCUGACGGCAAAGAUCAGCUCCGCAUCGUCGGUGGAAGCUACUUCGGUCUUGUGCAAGGCGAGAACAGCAUAUUACCAGUGUUGGUGCUCACGAUUUGCCUACGUGGUGGGCUCAGUGAUGCUCUUGUAGCGUUGGGUUGUAGGAAGUGGGGCGCGAAGGACUCUUUCAAAGUGAGCGGGGAACCCUUCGAGGCAACCGAUGACAGGGACGUCGGCACGGCUUUGCUUGAGUGCUUGUUCCGGUGGUCCUUUGCCGCAACUUGUACGACCAUUGUUUCAGAUGCCUUCUUGACAUCUGCCGUGUUUUAUCCCUUGCUUGCUCACGCUGCGUGGGCCGACGAGGGGUGGGCCUCUCCGUUUCUCACGAGUGAGGGAGAGUCGGCUGCUUGGUUGAACUGCGGCGUUGUUGACUUCGCUGGAUCGGGCGUGGUUCAUAUGCUGGGAGGCGGCAUUGGCCUCGUAUUGUCGAUGGUGGUGGACAAUCGGUCGGACAGGUUUAUCGACGCCAACCCGCAGCUCGUGGAAAGGAACAAAUCGGCAACCCUCGAUCGUCGCUUAUUUAAGGUCAGCCACAACCUCCUUUCACGUGGCAGGUAUGGCUUCAACUGCGGGUCUACUCUUCAGAUUUCGACCGAGGAAACCCGGAACGCCGCCGGACGUGCGGCUUUGAACACUACGAUUGGGGCAGGCGAGAACGAGCACGAUAAACACGAGCUGUGCUACCAGAGAGCAGGAUGGGCCGUUGGGUGCGUAUCGUCAAUGGGCUUCGAAAUUAUGUACCACUGGUGGUCGCCGGAAUAUCGUCGAAGAGAGUUCAUCAACGACCCCCUCGACUACAUGCCACAGGCAAGGAACACCUUGGCUGGUGAGCUGUCAUCGCAAGACCCUCGACGAAGGAGGACUACCGGGUCCACCGACGACGCAAAGGACCCCGAGGACGAGCACAACAGUGGCAAGUUCAGGUGGCGCCUCAGCACCCACAAGUCCAUCCACGGGGCGGCCUGCAACGGGGUCCUCGUCGGCCUUGUCGGCGUCACCGCCGGCUGCGCUACGAUGCACCCAUGGCAUGCCAUCUGGGUGUCUAUCGUCUCUGCACUCGUGUACCACGUGUCGUACCGUGGCAUCAUCUGUUGCAAUAUCGACGACGCCAUCAACGCCGCCGCCGUGCACCUGGUUGGUGGUUUGUGGGGCGUUGUCGCCGCAGGAUUAACCGUGGACAAUGCCGCUCGUGUGGACCUGGGCUUCCCCGGCCAGGAGGAUGGCUGCACCCCAGAAAACCAGGCGUGGGUCAACGUGCUGAUGGCCGUGAUCAUCUUUGGUUACGUGAGCAAUAAUCGAACGUUGUAUCUUGGUUGA
Molecule: messenger RNA, 1497 nt
Organism: Ectocarpus sp. CCAP 1310/34
Lineage: Eukaryota; Phaeophyceae; Ectocarpales; Ectocarpaceae
Source: the annotation of a GenBank genome assembly